Molecule: messenger RNA, 1206 nt
Organism: Galeopterus variegatus (Sunda flying lemur)
Lineage: Eukaryota; Metazoa; Chordata; Mammalia; Dermoptera; Cynocephalidae
Product: acidic mammalian chitinase-like
Biological process (GO): carbohydrate metabolic process; chitin catabolic process
Cellular component (GO): extracellular region
Molecular function (GO): chitinase activity; chitin binding
Source: RefSeq, a predicted model, not a curated record
AUGACCCUGGCACCCUCUGACCAAGGUCUCUUUUCUUCUUCAGUGCUAGCCCUCUGGCUUCAGCUGGGUGCAGCAACCAAAAUUGUCUGUUACUUUACCAGCUGGAUCCAGUACCACCCUGGGACUGCCCACUCCAUGCCCGAGAAUGUGGACCCUUGCUUCUGCAAGCACAUCAUCUAUGCCUUCGCUGGCAUGGCCGACAAGAUCACAACCAUCGAGUGGGAUGAUGAGGCCCUCUCUGCCAGCAUCAAUGGCCUUAAGAACUAUAACACGGAGCUGAAAACCCUGCUCUCUGUUGGUGACUGGAAUUGUGGAACCCACUUCUCAGACAUGGUGACCACUGCUGAGGACCAUCAGACCUGCCUCCAGUUGGCCUCAUGGUUUCUGAAGAAGUACAACUUUGAUGCGGUGGACAAAGAUUGGGAGCAUCCCAGCAACCGCGGCAGCCCAGCAGACACCCAGCAGCUCUUCACUGUCCUGUUGAAGAUGACUCACCCUUGCUGUGUCCAGAUAACACACCUGAGUCCAGUGUCUCCUGUUUCACAGGAAAUGUAUAAGGCUUUUGAGCAAGAGACCACCCAGAGCAACAAGCCCAGUUUGCUGAUUUCUGCUGCUGUGUAUAUGGACCUCAUCAAUGUGAUGACCUAUGACCUAAGGGGCUCCAGGGAGAGCUUCACAGUAGAGGACAGUCCCCUGUUUGCACCACCCAAUGACAAGGGAGACUACAAAUACUUCAACGUGUUGAGUAAGGAAAAUUAUGCAAUGAAGUACUGGAAGAGCCAACGUGCCCCUGAUAAGAAGCUAAUGGUGGACUUUGGGGCCUAUGCCUGCACCUUCAUUCUCACUAACCCUGACAACCACAGCCUGGAUGUUCCCACCUCUGGUCCUGGGACUGCUGGGCCCUAUAUUCAGGAGGCUGGGACUCUCGCCUACUUUGAAAUCUGCUCCUUCCUGAAUGGAGCCACCCAGGUGGGGAAUGCCCCUCAGGAGGUGCCCUAUGCCUACAAGGGGAACCAGUGGAUUGGUUAUGACAACCCCAGGAGCUUUGCCCUCAAGGCCGAGUGGCUGCUGAAGAACAGCUUUGGAGGAGACUUGUUCUGGGCCAUUGACCUGGAUGACUUCAUGGGUGCCUUCUGUGGACAAGGCAAAUACCUUCUCAUGAAUGCCCUCAAAUCCGCAUUCGGUGUCUCCACUCCCAGUCAGUAG